AUCCGUCCCGAUUAAUCCUCGUCGUCUUCAUGGGAAGCUUCAUUUUCCAACCAUAUCCCCUCCUUUUCUUCUUCAUCUUCUUCGCCUCCACCACUACCCCCCACACACUCUUUCUCUAUCUCUCUCUAGAACCGUCAGACCAGAGUCGUCUCUUUGAUUUCUUGGAUUCCUCUAUAAAUCUCACUCUGUUUCUUGACUCCGGCGAUUGAAUGACGGACUACAGGCUGCCGGCGUCGAAUAUCUGGGCCCCCUCUGCUUCCGGAGACGACGCUUCCAUGUUGGAGGCGUUCUUGUCCUCCGACGUUCCCCAAUUUUGGAUUCCACCCAACAACGGCGUCACUCUGCCCACGCCGCCGCCGCCGCCGGUUAUGUUCUGUCAGGAAACCUUACAGCAGCGCCUCCAGGCCCUGAUUGACGGCGCGAGGGAAAAUUGGACUUACGCGAUUUUCUGGCAGAGCUCCGCCGAUGACUUCGCCGGCCCGGCGUUCUUGGCGUGGGGAGAUGGGUAUUACAAGGGGGAAAUUGAAGAGAAGGCCAGGAGAAGACCGAGAGUGUCCACUCCGGAGUUUGUUGCCCAGCAGGAACACCGGAAGAAAGUACUCCGACAGCUCAAUUCUUUAAUUUCCGGCUCGGUUUCCUCCGAUGACGCCGUCGACGAAGAAGUCACGGAUACAGAGUGGUUCUUCCUGCUUUCCAUGACCCAUUCUUUCGUGACCGGGUCCGGACUUCCGGGUCAGGCAUUUUGCACUUCCAAUCCGAUAUGGCUCGCCGGACCGGGGAGUCUCGCCGGCUCGCCGUGCGCGAGGUCUCGUCAGGCGCAGGGCCUCGGGCUCCAGACUAUCGUCUGUAUCCCGUCGGCGAACGGCGUCGUAGAGAUCGGAUCGACGGAUGUCAUUUUCCAGAGCUCCGAUUUGAUGAACAAGGUCCGGAUCUUGUUCAAUUUCAACAACCCUGAUAUGGGUUCGGGUCCCCUUUCCGCCUCCGGAUCUUGGGCGGCUCAGCCGGAGAAUGACCCGUCGGUACUCUGGCUCACCGACCCAACCUCCUCCGGCGCCGAAGCUAAAGAAACCGCCGAUACAAUUGUUCAUCCGAAUUCUUUUCCUUCCACCGCGACUAAGCAAAUCGUGUUCGGGAACGAGAAUCCUAACCCGGAGACCGUUCAAAUCCACCACAGUUCUCUGCAAAACGGAAUCUUUUCCGGCGGAUCGAAUUUCACCGAGUUCGGGAGAAACGGGAGCCCGUCGAUUUCCUUCAAGCCGGAGUCAGGGGAGAUCUUGAGUUUCGGAGCAAAGAAAAGCAGUUGCGGAGGGAACGAGAACAUGUUUUCCGGUCAGUCGUCUCACUUUCCGGCCGCCGCCGCCGCCGAGCCAAACCAGAGAAAGAACAAACCAACCAACUCAAGAGGGAGCAAUGAAGAAGAAGGAAUACUCUCCUUUGUUUCCGGCGUCAUCCCGUCCCAGGACAACACCAGAAGGACCACGGCAGAUUCAGACCAGUCAGAUCUAGAGGCUUCCGUGGUCCGGGCCAUGGAACCCGAAAAGCGACCCAAAAAGCGGGGCCGAAAGCCCGCAAACGGGCGAGACGAGCCGCUCAACCACGUCGAAGCCGAGAGGCAGAGACGCGAGAAACUGAACCAGAGAUUCUAUGCUCUGCGGGCCGUGGUCCCAAACGUGUCCAAAAUGGACAAAGCGUCCCUCCUGGGGGACGCAAUCACAUACAUAAACGACCUUAAGUCCAAGCUCCAAACCAUGGAAUCCCACCGAAACGACCUGAAAACCCAACUAAAGACCCUAAAGAAUGAACCCUCCAGUAAAGACUCUACCCCGCUGUCGAAGAAUCUCGGUCCAAAUAAGCCCGAGAUCACCGACAUCGAGGUCGACGUGAAGAUCAUCGGGCGGGACGCGAUGAUCCGAAUACAAUGCGGGAAAGACAACCAUCCGGCGGCCCGAUUAAUGGUUGCCCUGAAAGAAUUAGACUUAGAAUUGCACCAUGCCAGCGUGUCAGUGGUGAAUGAGCUCAUGAUCCAACAAGCCACCGUUAAGAUGGGAAGCCGGAUCUACACUCAAGAAGAACUCCGUUCAGGCUUGGCUUCGAGCAUUGCGGAAAACCGUUAAAUAAUUAACGGAGCAGUUUGUCACAUUAUUUCUUACCUUAUUGUUUGUUUUGGACUUUUGGUUUGGUGUAUAUAUAUGCUUAGAGUUUGAAUGAUGUUUUUUUGAGCAAGUUGAGGAAUUUUUUGCUCUCUCUUUCUUUCACUUUUGUAGCGAUGUGUAAUUUAGUUGUGUCUUAAUAAAAAAAAUUAGAUUCAAAUUU
Molecule: messenger RNA, 2313 nt
Organism: Cuscuta campestris
Lineage: Eukaryota; Viridiplantae; Streptophyta; Magnoliopsida; Solanales; Convolvulaceae
Source: the annotation of a GenBank genome assembly